Messenger RNA from Vanessa atalanta (red admiral), 585 nucleotides. RefSeq lists its product as uncharacterized. The record is from RefSeq and is a predicted model, not a curated record. The transcript is spliced from 3 exons. Bases 1 to 585 code for a protein of 194 amino acids. NCBI's taxonomy places the organism in Eukaryota, Metazoa, Arthropoda, Insecta, Lepidoptera, Nymphalidae. Gene Ontology annotation, cellular component: transcription regulator complex; nucleus. Gene Ontology annotation, biological process: regulation of transcription by RNA polymerase II.
AUGGAUAGUUUUGAUUACGAAACGUUUAUAAGUUUAGUGGAGGACAGAGAAGUGUUAUGGGACAAAACUUUGGAAAUAUAUAAAGACAAGCGUAAAAGUUUAAAAGCUUGGUUUGAGAUCUGCCAUAUAAUGAAUGAGAACUUUGCAGACCUACCCGAUACGGAGAAAAAUAAAUACGGUAAACUAAUAUCUCAGAAAUGGAAGAAUAUAAGGGAUGCGUGGAUGAAAUGCGACAAAAAGAUACGUGAAUCGAAAUCUGGAUCAGGUGCAAAACAAGUACAUAAAUAUCAAUAUUAUGAUAAUUUACAAUUUUUGAAAAAAAUUACCCCACAGCCAACCCAAUCUGGAUCAAACAUGCCGGAAGAAAACAAAUCUGAAGUUACUAAUGUCAACAAAAGAAAGAAAAACGAAGAAUUAAAUCCUGUAGAUAAGAAAAUGAUUAAGUUUAUGGAAACGUUAGAAAAAGAUGACGAUAGUAGAAUGAUGUCUUUUUUUAAAGGUAUAGCUCCUACCGUGGAACGCUUCAAAGACGAAGAUAUUGUUGAAUUCCAGUACCAAGUAUUGAAUAUUAUAAGAAAUAUCUAA